AAAACGCUCACGCACUAAAAUUGAGCACGUGCUGUAAAUGUGUUUCAUUUAAUUUCGCUUGUAAGUUGCAAAUUGAAAAGAAGGUUUUGGCUUCUGAUAAUUCCGCAUCCCCAAAAUCAACGACAACUACGAACAAAGUGAUCGGCUUAGUGAUUCAAUAAACUUAUUGGCGACAACUUUUCUAUUCCCGAAAAUAACACAAACGGCGUGCUUUGAAUGAUCAACUAAAAAGCGUCGAAUCGAAGAAUUGGCAUAAUGGAACAAGAGCGCAAAGUAAAGGAGACGCUGGAAGAGCCGGAACUGUCGUUGGACAUUUUUUUCGAAGAUGAACCAAAGGAGGAGCAGUUGGAAAUGCUCUUGGGAGGUCACUUACAAGAGGAUUUGCAAGCGCUGGAGCCGCAGGAUGUUGUGAACCUUCCAGCUUCAAACGAUAGCGAUGGCGACAGCGAUUCCAUGCACACAGAUGGCACGAUUUAUGCGACUUCUAAUUCGUUCAGCGACGAAAUCUUUUUGUUAGGUGAUAAUUGGGCAGUCAUGUCGCAGAGCGUGCCACGUUACAGCUUUAAGUGCCAGCAAUUGAUCGAAUGCCCGUCCAAAGCCAAUAUUUUUAGUGCCAGAAUGCAAGGCCGUCUUCAUCUGGUGGCACGUAACUUCAAUUUGCUUACGGUUGUCAGCUAUCCUCGUUUCGAUGUCAAUCGGGUAUCGUACCGGCAUCAUCAGGUUUGGAGCUACACUCCAGCAACAAAUCGCUGGAAACUGGAUGAGGGUUUCAAGCACAAUAUGCUCGCGCUCCAACACAUGAGGAUAAACGCAUUUCUGAACACCGGCGGAAAUGAGCUAGUGAUCUACUUUGCCGACGAUGUAUAUCCAAUGAUCGAACAUGGCUUUGUGGUGCACUCUAUCGAUGGCACAAAUGCGAUUUUCCGGGCCGACAAAGGCGUUCUGCCGAGGGCAGAUUAUGGUGCAGCAUAUGUGUCGCAUCAGCAUUUUAUGUACGUGAUUGGUGGCGUAUUGAACUUAAUCCCCGUAUGCGAUGUGCAUCGCUACGAUUUCCACAAGAGGCUGUGGCAGGUGCAGAACAAUCGCUUCGACUUUCCCAAGGGACGCUUUGGCCACCAAGUGAUCACCGAUGGCAAGUUCAUCUAUUGUCUAGGCGGCGGCGACAUUGAUAUGCAAUUUCACGACUUCAAGCACAUUCUCAGCUUCAAUCUGACCACCCACACUUGGCUUGAGCAUCACACCCAGCCCGAUGACCGCAUGCUAGCGGAGAACGAAGGCUAUCCGAGGGCACGUCAGGAGUUUGCAUGUGUGCAGCGACGUUGCUCCAACGGCGACAUUGAAGCCAUCAUCUGUGGUGGCCUGGGGUCGCUAUUCCUUGGCUAUGUUUCCGACAUAAGUCUUUCCGACAUAUGGAAGCUCAAUCUGUGCACCAUGAAGUGGACGCAUCUUCUCACCGCCCGUACACCGUUACCCGCAUACAUCUCACCGACCGCCCUGAUGAGGAACGCUUGCUUGUUCGUCAUCGGUGAUGUUGAGAAGGGUCUUAGUGUGAGGGGACUCUACAAGAUGUGGCUGACGGUGCCGAAGCUAAGUGAAUUGGCCUGGGAAGCAUACAGCUACUAUAACGACCUCAAGUGUCGCGAUCGCCAAGAGUUGAUCACUUUGGGCAUUCCAUCGAGAUUUGUUGAACGCCUGCCUCCUGUCGAACCGAGUCCCUAGGAUGUUCUUGCUUUUUAAUUCUAAAAUUAUGUCAUUGCAGCGUCCUUGUAGUUAGAUGAUCGCAGAACAUAACCAGAGAUUGCAAAGCGAUCAUGCUCAAGAAUUUAACACUUUUAUGUUAAUCUAUAUAACUUGCAAUCAAACAGCAUUCAAUGCUCAAAUAUAUUUGUUGGAACUAACCAC
Messenger RNA from Drosophila sulfurigaster albostrigata, 1902 nucleotides. Its product is annotated as kelch domain-containing protein 10 homolog. Gene Ontology annotation, molecular function: protein binding. Gene Ontology annotation, biological process: positive regulation of stress-activated MAPK cascade. NCBI's taxonomy places the organism in Eukaryota, Metazoa, Arthropoda, Insecta, Diptera, Drosophilidae. The record is from RefSeq and is a predicted model, not a curated record. The transcript has 2 exons. Bases 256 to 1719 code for a protein of 487 amino acids.